UACGUCCUCGGGCGGCCCAGAGGAGAAAUCAUCAUCUUCAUCGAUGGGGAGUAAGAAAAAUGUGAUUCCCUGGUACUGCGAUCCCGCGAGGUUUCGCGUUUUCGGAAAAAUGCUAGGGCAGCGCCGCAACGGGCACACGCACUUUCGGCUGGUUAAUACGAGUGGUACUACUGCUGGGGCGUCGAGGAAUUUUGUCGACCCCGUCCACGCAAUGGCAACCCAGGGCUCGCCGCCCCGGGGUCCAGCUGCACGAUCAUAUUUACACGACUCAAAUCCUUUCCGAGAUAGUGUGUGGAGCGGAAGUGGCGGUCCAUCUGGUCAUCCUCUGCAGGGUGAUGUUGGCAACAUUGGCGACACGGACUUUGACCGCGCAGUCGUCAUUCCCGUUUCGUUUGGU
Molecule: messenger RNA, 397 nt
Organism: Amoebophrya sp. A120
Lineage: Eukaryota; Dinophyceae; Syndiniales; Amoebophryaceae
Source: the annotation of a GenBank genome assembly